Drechmeria coniospora is the source of this 6126-nucleotide messenger RNA. Its product is annotated as filament-forming protein. Gene Ontology annotation, molecular function: structural constituent of nuclear pore. The record is from RefSeq and is a predicted model, not a curated record. Lineage: Eukaryota; Fungi; Ascomycota; Sordariomycetes; Hypocreales; Ophiocordycipitaceae. Gene Ontology annotation, biological process: mRNA export from nucleus; protein import into nucleus. Gene Ontology annotation, cellular component: nuclear pore. The transcript has 2 exons. Bases 1 to 6126 code for a protein of 2041 amino acids.
AUGGCGGCGGCAGACGUCGACAUCGGCUACAUCGCGGCCCAUCUUGGCGUCGAUGAGCCUGCGGUCGCGGCCCUGACUACCGAACCGACCGUCGACCUCGUCUCCGUCCUGCUGCAGGCCGUGGCCUCCAAGGCACACGAAUUCGACACCUUGUUCGCCGACAAGCUGCAGACCGACAUCGAGCUCGAGAACGCCGUACGCAGCGCCGAGACGCGGUCGCAGACGUCCAAGGUGACGGCCGAAAAGGCUCUCAAGGAGGUGGAGGAGGCGAGGCAGCGGUUGAAAGAAGAGGAAACCAAACGCCAGUCGCUCGAAAACGAACUGCAGAUCCUCAAGUCGAAAAGCUCGGACCAUGCGGCAGACGUCAAGGCGCUCAACGACAAAAUCGAGACCCUCCAGUCUUCGAACCGCACCAACCUAAGCAUCAUCGAGGCCAACAACAAACGCGACCAGACCGUCACCGAUGAGUUGACCAAGCAACACCAACGCAAUGUAGACCUCUCCCGCGAGAUGACCGUCCUUCAGCAGUCCGAGCAGAACGCCAAGGGCCAGCUCAACAGCGCCAAGUACCGAGAGGAUUCCCUGAAGCAGCAGCUCGAGCUCGCCCGCCGCAAUGGCGAGUGGCUCGAGACCGAACUCAAGACCAAGAGCGAGGAGGCUCUCAAGUACCGGAAGGAAAAGGGCGCUCGCAUCGCCGAGCUGCAGCGCGAAAGCGAGGACGCGAGGACCAGCCUCGACGCCCUCAAGCGAUCCGAGCAGCAGCUGCGCGAGCGGCUCGAUGCGAUGCAGGCCAAGGCGGACGAAGCCUUCGUCAAGCUGCAGAAGCAGGAGGGAUCCUUCGCCUCCACUGUCGAGAGCUACAAGCAGGAGCUCGAGGAUCAGCGUAGGUUGGUCGACAUGUCGGACCAGCUGAGCAAGAAGCACCAGGAGCGUGUCCGGGAUCUCGAGGCCGAAAAGGAGCGGCUCAAGGACAACUACGAAAACGAGCUUCGACGGGUCCGUCUCGAGCUCGAGCAGGAGCGGCAGACGACGACUCAGAUGGAGGAAAAGGUUCACCAGCUCGAGAGCGAACUCGACGAGUUGCAGGCUCGUCUGGAGCAAGGCCCCCCACCCGGAUCCGCGCCCCAGACGCCGCGUGCGAACGGAUCUCUCCUCCGUCCCGCCUCACCCUUCGCGACGCCGGCAUCCGCUCGGUCCAAGUCGGCCGUCACCGCCACCCAAGCCAUCGAGCAGCUCUACCAAGUCAAGGGCCAGCUGGCCAGCGAGCGACGUCGCAACCAGCAGCUCACCGAGGAACUCGACAACAUGAUCUCCGCCUUGGAGGCAAAGGCGCCCGAGAUGCAGGAGCUGCAGGCGGAAACCGAAACGCUCCGCGAAGGACUCGCCCGCAUGUCCGAGUCGUCGCAGCAGAGCUUCGAGGACCGCGACGCCGCCAGGAGAGCGGCGCGCAAGGCCGAGAGCUUGCUCGCCAACGCCCAGUCUGAGACCAAGAUUCUCAAGACGCAGCUCCGCGACCUUGGCACCCAGAUCCAACUGCUCGUCUUCAACAUCUACGCUCUCGAAAAGGGCAUGGACCAGCUGACGGAAGACGAAAAGUUCCGACUCCAGCAGCUGGAAAAGGGCGAGAUCACCGAGGAGGCCCUCUCCGACAUGUCCGACACCCACCAGUUCAUCACCCAGAAGCUCGUCGUCUUCAAGGACAUCAAGGCGCUGCAGACCAAGAACGAGGACCUCAUGCGCAUCACCCGCGAGCUCGCCGAGCAGAUCGAGAGCGAGGAAGCCCUGGCGGCCAAGCACCAGGCCAAGGUGGACCACGACAACGUCGAGAAGCUCCAGCGGGAGCUCGAGCACAUGACUGAGGAGAGCAAGUCCAUCAAGAACACCAUGGAGAGCUACAAGAUGGAGCGGGACAUGUUCCGCCGCAUUCUCCAGCAGCGCGGCGUUGGCGGCGACGAGGCCUCCAUGAUGCGCAGCUCCCUCGACGGCAGCCAGCGUCCUCCCCUCGCCAGCAUCGAGGGAGACCAGACCGAGGCCCUCAACGACGCCUUGCGCAAGCUCCAGGCCGACUACGACAGCUACCGGGAUGCCCAGGACGACGUUCGCAAGGACCUCCGCGAUAAGAUUGACCACCUGUCGUCGGAGAAGGGCUCUCUCCAGACGGAGCGGGUGAAGCUUCAGGGUGACUUGAGGCUCGAGUCCGAGCGCAGGGAGAUGCUGCAGAGCAACUACGUCGCCCUGCGAGCCGAGAACGCCGAGCUCCAGAAGCGGAGCCAGAGCCUCUCCGAGAUGGCCGCCAAGCAGGACAUUCGGACCCAGCAAGUUGCCGAGGAGCUCAUCGAGGCCAAGGGGCUCCUCGACAGCAUGAGGAAUGAGACGGCCAACCUCAAGGCCGAGAAGAAGCUGUGGAGAGACAUCCAAGAUCGGAUGAGCAAGGACAACGAAAGUUUGAUCGAAGAAAAGAACCGGCUGAACAAUCUACUGGCCACCCAGCAGUCGCUAGAGAACGAACGCAACCUGUCCGACUCCGAGGCGCGACGAAAGGCCCAGGCCAAGAUCGAGACUCUGGAGCGCGAGCUCGGUGAGGCGCAGCGCAAGCUGUCGAACGAGGCAGAGGAAACCAAGAAGCUGCAGCUGAGGAAGGAGUACGAGGCGAAGGAGUCCCAGAACCGCAUCGACGAGCUCAUGACGAGCCUGAGCCGGAUUCGAGAGGAGCAUGUCAGCGUCAAGACGUCGAGGGAUCAUCUCCAGGCCCGCGUUGACGAGUUGACGGUUGAGCUCCGCAACGCCGAGGAGCGCGUCGGCCGUCUGCAGCCACGACCGACCCCCCGACCCGGCACGUUGACGGCCGGCGACCAGCGCCAGCAGGAGCUCGAGUCCGAACUGCACGAUCUCAACAGUGAAAUUUCCGAUCUCAAGCGGGAUCUGGACCUCGCCAACACCCAGCUCGAGUAUGCCAAGGCGCAAGCCGAGCAGUAUAGGGAGCUGAGCCAGGGCAACGAGGAGGCCCUGGAGGAUCUCCGCGCAUCCCGAGAGUCUCACCAACAGGAAAUGGAGGCCAUCAUCGGCGAGAAGGAUGCCAAGAUCAAAGAACUGAGCCAGAGAAUCGAGGACGUCUCCUCGGAGCUGUCGCAAACCAACAGCGAGCUGUCGACCCUGCGGGACUCCCAAGGAGAGGUUGCGCGCAAGUACGAGGACGAAAAGGCGAUACUCGACGAGGAGCUCAACCGGCUCAAGGAGGACAGCGCCAGACACGUCGAGGCCGCGCGCUAUCAUCAGCAAGACCUCCGUGCCCAGGCCGAGAUUGCGACCAAGGCCCAGCAAGACUAUGAGCAGGAGCUCGUCAAGCAUGCCGACGCUGCCAGGCUCGUCCAGCAGCUCCGGGCUGAGCACAACGAGUUGAAGAGCCAGACGGCGACGCUCAGAGCCGAGGCCGAAUCUGCCAGGGUAACGCUUUCUCAGAGUGAGAGCUCUUGGGAGGACCGGCGGCUGCAUCUCGAGCAGGAAAUGGCCGAGCUGACGACUCGCCGCGAGGACGCGAACGCGCAGAACAAGCUUCUCCACCAGCAGCUGGAGGCCCUGACCGCUCAGGUGUCUGCACUGCAGCAGAAUCGCGGCGGUGACGAGGACGACGGCGCGGCCGCGGCGCCGGUUCAGGUUGGCGACGCCUUGGAAGGCUUGCGCGAGCUCAACAGCUACCUCCGGCGCGAGAAGGAAAUUCUCGAGGUCCAGUACGACCUCAAGUCCCAGGAGUCGAAGAGGCUGCAGCAGCAGGUGGAGUACGUGCAGUCGCAGCUCGACGACGCCCGCCUGAAGCUCGACCAGGAGCGCACGCAAGCGGCUGAGGGCAACCGCAACUCCAUGACGCACCAGGACCUCAUGGAAAAGCUCAACGAGCUCAACCUUUACCGUGAGAGCAGCGCGACGCUGCGAAAUGAAAACUCGACGCUCAAGGACCAGAUUGCGGAGAAGAGCGUCAGGAUCCAAGAGAUGGAGGCCAAGGUGCAGCCGCUUGAGGCCGAAAUCGACAGCCUCGCGACGCAAAAAUCGUACCUAGAGGAGGAGAUUAAGCAGAUACAAGAGGACCGGGACCGGUGGCAGAAGCGGACGGAAGGCAUCCUGACCAAGUACGGACGCGUCGAUCCGGCCGAAAUGGAGACGCUCAAGCAGACGAUCCAAGGCCUCACGGAGGAGCGUGACGCCCUCAAGGAAGCCGAGGUGCCCUUGCGGAUGAAGAUGACCGAGCUGGAGUCGACGCUCGAGAGCGAGCGCGAGGCAUGGCAGACGACCCGCUCCAGACUUACCGACCAGUUCAAGGAACGGUCGAGGAAGCUCACGACGGACAAGAACGAGCUGACGGUGAAGGCCAACGAGCUGCAGGUGCAGCUGGACCAAACCAACGGCCAGCUCCAAGCGCUCCAAGCGGCGCAGCAGGGUACCGAGGACCUUCUCAGGGACAGGGCGGACCUGCAACAGCAGGUCGAAGCGUUCAAGAACUUGGUGGACGAGCUCCGGCAGCAGAACAGCCAAGAGCAGGCCGUCGAAGGGUCGUCGGCGGCGACGGAGAUUGUCGGCCAGCUGGAGCAGCAGCUCGCCGACAGCCGCAAGGAGCUGGAGUCGGUGAACGCGCAAAGGCUCGGGGCGCAGCAGCAGUUGGAGAACGUCCGUGCUUCGAUGCAGAUCGCCAUCUCGGAGCGCGACGAUGCCAGGCAACGGCUGCAAGCCGCGGCGACGACGGCGACGGGUACCGCCGAAACGGAGGAGCCUUCAACGGCUGAGCCGACGACGGGCGAGGAGCAGCCUGGCCCGUCCGUCCUGUCUGACGAGGAUCGGAAGGCGCUCGAGGACAAGAUUGCGGCGGCCGAGGCCAAGGCGGCCGAGUUCGAGAUCAAGGCAAACGAGACGGAGGCGAAGAUUGCGCAGACGGUCAAGGAGCGGUGCGACAAGAUGCGGGACGCGCUGAACAAGAAAUUGAGAGAGAGCCGGACGAAGAUGGACGAGGAGUUCCAGCAGAAGGAUGCGGACUUCAAGCUGAGGCUCGAGCAGGAGAAGCUCAUCUGGAAGGCCGAGAACCCGAUCGGGGCGCCGGCGAAUGCAGGGGAGGCACCGUCGACGCCAGCCAAGGCCGAAUUUGCGCAAGCGCCGCCCGCGACGCCGACGACGGUUGUUAGUGCCGCCGAACUUUCCCAGCUGGACGACGCGGGCAUCAGACAGUUCCUGUCGACAAACGCGACGGUCAAGAGCAUAAUCGCCGCCAACAUCAAGAAGAGGCUCGAGGCCGAGACGGCCAAGAUAAAGGGCGACGUGGACGCCAAGAUCCAGGCAGCGCGCGACCAGGCUCAGCUAAUGGAGUCCAAGAAGUCCAUUUUGCGUGUCAACCGCGCAGAAAACCGGCUCAAGACGGCCGAUGCCAAGCUCGGCAUCAUCGAGACGGCUGCGACGGAGACGCCCCAGAAGCCGGUGGUGGAGGUUUGGGAAGAAGUGAAGAAGACGACGAGCGGCCCUGUCAUGGUCGCCGGGCCCGGUACGCCGGCCAAAUCGGCGACGCCGGCCCCGGCAGGCGGCACGCCGCAGCCCGACGCCGCCAAGGCUGAACAGCCGGCGGAAGCGAAGGCUCCGAUUGCGUCUGCUCUGGCGCCGCCUGCUCCACUGGUGCUACCUGCUCAGGGGUCGCCUGCUCUGGCCCAGCCUUCUCCGCAGCCGGCUUCCGGUUUCCCGCCCUCCAUCCCCGCCAACCCGUUUGCGACUUCCAUCCUGGGCGCCAAGCCAGCUUCGAUCCCGGCCAACCCGUUCGCGACGGCCGUCCCCGGCAACAAGCCGGAUGGAAACGUGGCACCGAAGGCCGAGCCAACCGCCCCGGCGGCCAACACCCAGGGCCAGGCGCCUAGAUCGGGCAUUCCCAUGCCCCGCGGGGGUGGUCGCGGGCGAGGAGGUGGAUCCUACGCUGCUCCCGGACAGCGAGCGGCCAGCCUCAGCCAGGAGGGAGGCCAGGGAGGCCAGGGCGGCCGAGGCCGAGGACGCGGCGGAUUCAAUCAAGGCGGCGCGGACGCGUCGGCGGGAGGCAAUAAGCGUCCCAGGGGGGAGUCGGAGGCCACUCGGGGAGCGAAAAGGGCGCGUGGAAACCACUAG